AAGCUGAGCAUGACUAACCCUUGCAAAGCCUUCACCAGUGGCUCCCUCUCCUCUUGGGAGGUGUCAGGGAAGAUGAGCAGAGGAAAAGCAGCUAGCCCGUCCCCGGAUUGCCUGGGCCGCUGCAGUCCCAACGGGGUGGCCAGCAACGGCUAUGGCUCUCUCAGCCUCCACGGAGAUGGCGGAUACCGAUGCUCCUCUUACCCCUCCUUCUCCAUCGACGGGAGACUCCUGGCCCCCAUGCACCUUGAUAUUGACCCUGACUUCCAAGCCGUGCGGCAGCAGGAGAAAGAGGACAUCAAGUUGCUCAACAACCAGUUUGUGACCCUAAUUGAGAAGGUCCAGUGCUUGGAGCAACAGAACAAGAUCCUGACAACAAGGUGGAACUUCCUGAAGGAUCAAGAUAAUUCCCACUCUGAGUCGGACAUCAAGGCCAUUUAUGAUCAGUACAUGAGCAAAAUGAAUCAAGAGAUGAAGGCACUGAACUACGAGCAGGAAAAUCUUGAGUCAGAGCUGACAAAGGUCCUGAGCACCAUGGAUAACUUUCGAAGCAAAUACGAGGAUGAAAUUCGCCUCUGUAGUGGCAUGGAAUACACGUUCAUGGAGCUCAAAAAGGAUUUAGAUGUGAGCACCUUGCACAGAACUGAGCUGGAGGUAAAACUCAACGGGCUCCAAGAGCUGAUGGAUUUGAAGAAAACCAUCUAUGAGCAGGAACUCGAGGAGCUGCUGACAGAAAUUAAGGACAUUUCUGUUGUACUGGGAAUUGACAAUGCAUGCAAACUUGAUCUGAGCAGAAUUGUGGAAGAAGUGAGGGCCCAGUAUGAAGCCCUGGCUCUUCGGAGCUGGGAGGAGGCUGAAGCACUUACCAGGAGAAAGCUGACUGAAGGAAGCACCCAGUCAGGCACCUACGGGGGUCACCUCCUUGACAGCCGGCGGGAGAUCGCAGACCUGAACAUACAGAUCCAGAAGCUGAGGUCCUGCAUCGUGUCCCAAAAGAGCCAGUGCCUGUACUUAGAGGAGCAUAUCAAAGAAGCAGGAGAGCAUGGCGAGAUGGCCCUCAAGGAUGCCAAAGCUAAACUGGUCAAGCUAGAAGAAGCCCUACAGAAGAACAAAGAGGAUAUGGCUCAUCUGGUGAAAGAGUAUCAGGAGCUGAUGAACAUCAAGCUGGCACUGGAUGUGGAGAUCCUCACUUACAGGAAGCUGAUGGAAGGGGAGGAGAGCAGCAUGGAGCAACCAAUACCCACAGUCGUCAGCACUGUCCACUCCAGACCAAAGCACCUUUCUGCCAGCACCUUGAGAAACUCCAAGCUGUUUGCAAGAGGAACAGGCAGCACCAACGGUGAGAUGAAGCCAGAUGGAGGCAGCACGAAGAUACUGCUCUCUAGAAGCCACAGUGACAGCGCAGCGACGGGUGAAGCAGAUGCCUUCGUCAGCGGUGCCCGGCCAAAGCUCAAUUCCCUGCCCACUGAAGAAUGCUCCUAG
Gavia stellata (red-throated loon) is the source of this 1479-nucleotide messenger RNA. RefSeq names its product keratin 80 (gene KRT80). Gene Ontology annotation, biological process: intermediate filament organization; keratinization. Gene Ontology annotation, molecular function: structural constituent of skin epidermis. The record is from RefSeq and is a predicted model, not a curated record. The transcript is spliced from 9 exons. Gene Ontology annotation, cellular component: keratin filament. The coding region runs from base 10 to 1479 and encodes 489 amino acids. Lineage: Eukaryota; Metazoa; Chordata; Aves; Gaviiformes; Gaviidae.